Momordica charantia (bitter melon) is the source of this 670-nucleotide messenger RNA. RefSeq lists its product as uncharacterized. The record is from RefSeq and is a predicted model, not a curated record. Lineage: Eukaryota; Viridiplantae; Streptophyta; Magnoliopsida; Cucurbitales; Cucurbitaceae.
ACCAAACGCGCCUCACAUUUUCAAAACAUAUUUAUACAAUACAAUUUUUUUUUGUAAUGCUUCUUCAAUUGCUCUCUGAAACUUACACCCAUUUUUUCUCCUUCUGAAACUGAAUAUUAAUUUAUAUGACCAUGAUUUUCCCAACUCCUCCAAUGGAACCACAACACACCCUCCACUGCAACUUGGAGCUCUGCCUCUCUCCGCCGCCGGCGCCACCUUCCUCCGCCACCGCCGCUGAAUCAACAACCACUUCAACUUCCGACCACCACCACCCCAUGGUCAAUUAUCAUCAUGGAUUCCCUGUUACUGAUCUUACAGAGCUCCAGGCGAGAGCGAUCAUAAUAGGAGCCACGCGACAGAUGGAGGAGAGGAAGACGACAUGUCGGACCAGAUCGGCGGAGGAGAAAUCAAGCUCCAUGAAGAGAUCGCUGCAGAGGUUUUUACAGAAGAGAAAGCAUCGCAUACAAACACUCACACCCUACACUACUCAUCACUUCUAGAUUUUUUUUAUUAUUUAUUUCUCCAUUUUUCAUUUUUAGCAACUUAGGAUAUAUCCAGCUCUUGUGUUGUGCGGUGUGUGGUGUGGGACUUUAUAAUGUAUGAAUACAUUUCACUGCGCAUAUGUAACUUAUAUAAAUACUUUGCCUUAAUUCUUCAUAUUUUUCUUAAA